This is a messenger RNA of Zea mays, 1566 nucleotides long. RefSeq names its product Putative LOB domain-containing family protein. The transcript has a single exon. The coding region runs from base 34 to 1287 and encodes 417 amino acids. NCBI's taxonomy places the organism in Eukaryota, Viridiplantae, Streptophyta, Magnoliopsida, Poales, Poaceae. The record is from RefSeq and is a predicted model, not a curated record.
AGGUAUGAUGACGAAGCAAACGGAGGCUAAUUAAUGGGCGCGGUUAUCCCGCGGUCCCUCUCCUAUUCCUACGACGACGACGCCCCCGACCUCGGUGUGGUGCGUGGUAGCACGACGAUCGCCAUUGCCGCCGCCUGUGCCAUCUGGCGCGCGCGCGGCGAGACAAUGACCUCCUCAGUAUCCCCAGCCGCGGCCGCCUCCCAGCCCCAACUGCAUAUUACCACCACCGGUACGAGCACCGGGUCCACUGCAAUCAUAUCGCCCUCCUCAAACCAAAGCACCAGCAACGCGCGUUCCUCCUCCCCGCAUUCCACGAGCAGCCCCCCUCGCGGACCCAGCACCACCGGAGGCACAGGCAGCGGCGGCGGAAGCGGAAGCGGGUGCACGAACCAGGCGUGCGCGGCGUGCAAGUACCAACGGCGCAAGUGCAACACGGACUGCCCACUCGCGCCCUACUUCCCUGCGGAUCAGCAGGAGCGCUUCCUCAACUCGCACCGUCUCUUCGGCGUCCGAAAGAUCCUUAAGACGCUGGAGAACACCAGUCCGGAGCUCUCCGCCAACGCUAUGGCCACUCUGAUUUUCCAGUCGGACAUGCGCGCACAGGACCCCGUCGGCGGCUGCUACCACCUCAUCCUCAGCCUCGAGCGCCAGCUCCAGAUUGAGAUGGCCGAGCACUCCGCCAUGGUCCAAAGACUGGCGCUCUUCCGCCAGGCUGCUACCACGAUGCCACCGGAUCAAGGCGGCGGCACGGUUGGCCUCGACUACACCGCGUCAUCCAAGCAGCCGCUCUUCCACAACGCUCAGCAAGAGGUGGUUUACGCACUCUACAAGAACAACCACGGUGGAGGCCACGGCCCCAACAAGGAUGAUCACGGCGGGCAACAACACCAGGUCUUUGACUAUUACAUAAACCUCGACAACAUGCAACAGUUCCAUUUUAAUGAUAGCUGUGCCGCCGUCGACAAAGUGGAUCUGACUCCGGCGGGGGCUGACGAAAUGAGACAUCAUCAGCACUUCGACGAGAACUGCCAGAUUGACCACAAGGAUUAUUUCGAGAUUAAAGCGGCCGCACUCGUCGACGACGCGUUUGACAUGCGACAGGAGGUGGUGGACGUGUGCGCCGAGGUUGACAUGGACACCAAGACGGUGGAUGUGAAUGCCGGCAUCGGCGGCGUCGAUAUCAAGGCGAUGGGCAUGAACGCCAACGUCGAUGUCAAUGUCUCCACACCACAAAUGGCAGCUGAGUCAUCGCACUGCAGACUAGGGCUAGGCUUUUCAUCGUUCUGAUAAUAGAGAUAUUAGAGGUUUUUUUGGUCCACCGAAAGAUCCACCAGACUCGUUUUUAAGAAUUAUAAGCACAAAAAGACUAUAUAUAAAUCAGGCUAGAAUUUUAACGACAGUUUGUACUAAUAAUAUAAAUAGCUUAAGCUUAUGGAAAUUUCAUAAUGUAAUUAUCUUGCAGGGUAAGGAUUAAUAAUGGAUCAUGAUCUUUGUAUCUUAUCAUGAUUAGAGGUGACACUGUGCUCUAAAUUUUACAUUAUAAGAUUUAAGAAUCAGAUCGAAUUA